AUGAAAACCUACAGGCAGAGGGAGAAACCAGGAAACAAGCCUCAAGAAAGUAUCAAGGCCCCGGAUGAAGCAAAGAUCAAGGCAUUAUUGGAAAGAACUGGAUAUAGUUUAGAUGUGACAACUGGACAAAGAAAAUAUGGAGGUCCUCCUCCUGAAUCUGUGGCCUCAUGUGCACAGCCCGGAAUUGGGACAGAGGUUUUUGUCGGCAAGAUACCUAGAGAUCUUUAUGAAGAUGAAUUGGUACCGCUUUUUGAAAAAGCAGGGUCUAUUUGGGAUCUUCGACUUAUGAUGGAUCCUUUGACUGGACAAAAUAGAGGCUAUGCCUUCAUCACAUUCUGCAAUAAAGAAGCAGCACAAGAAGCGGUUAAGCUGUGUGACAACUAUGAAAUACGCCCUGGCAAACACAUUGGAGUGUGCAUUUCUGUUGCAAAUAACAGACUUUUUGUUGGAUCAAUACCCAAAAAUAAGACAAAAGAAAAUAUUCUAGAGGAAUUUAGUAAAGUUACAGAGGGACUGGUGGAUGUGAUCCUGUAUCACCAACCGGAUGACAAGAAAAAGAACCGAGGGUUUUGUUUUUUGGAGUAUGAAGACCACAAGAGUGCAGCUCAAGCCAGACGCAGGUUGAUGAGCGGAAAGGUGAAGGUUUGGGGGAAUGCAGUCACUGUAGAGUGGGCAGAUCCAGUGGAGGAGCCAGAUCCUGAGAUUAUGGCAAAGGUCAAAGUACUUUUUGUGAGAAACCUGUCUUCUACAGUAACUGAGGAAAUCCUGGAGAAGAAUUUUUCAGUGUUUGGGAAGCUGGAGCGAGUUAAGAAGCUAAAGGAUUAUGCCUUUGUACACUUUGAGGAGAGAGACUCUGCAGUCAGGGCAAUGGAUGAAAUGAAUGGAACAGACUUGGAAGGAGAAGAAAUUGAAAUAGUAUUGGCAAAACCCCCAGACAAGAAGAGAAAAGAGCGGCAAGCAGCUCGACAAGCUUCUCGCGGUCCAUUGUAUGAUGAUUUUUACUAUUAUCCCCCUCCUCGUAUGCCUCCUCCAGGCAGAGGCAGGGGCCGUGGAGGCAGAGGUGGCUAUGCCUAUCCCCAAGAUUACUAUGGCUAUGAAGAUUACUAUGAUGAUUAUUAUGCAUUCGAUUACCAUGACUACCGCGGUGGAUAUGAUGACCCAUACUAUGGUUAUGAUGAUGCAUACCCUGUGCGAGGGAGAGGCGGAAGAGGUGGUAGAGGUGCACCUCCACCACCUAGAGGUAGAGCAGCUCCACCCCAACGUGGAGGGCGCUCAAAUUUUUUACAAAGGGGUUCUCCCAUGGGCCCUCCUAGAGGAUCCAGAGGUGGACGUGGUGGGCCUUCUCAACAAUCACAACGAGGUCGGAAUUUGCGUGGUAACCGUGGAAAUAGAGGUGGGAAUGUUGGUGGAAAAAGAAAGGCAGACGGGUACAGUCAGCCAGAUUCCAAGCGUCGCCAGACCAACAAUCAGCAGAAUUGGGGAAGCCAGCCCAUAGCCCAGCAGCCACUGCAGCAAGGUGGUGAUUAUAGUGGUAACUAUGGUUACAGUAAUGACAGCCAGGAGUUUUAUCAGGAUUCUUAUGGGCAGCAGUGGAAAUAG
Messenger RNA from Staurois parvus, 1599 nucleotides. The record is from the annotation of a GenBank genome assembly. NCBI's taxonomy places the organism in Eukaryota, Metazoa, Chordata, Amphibia, Anura, Ranidae.